Molecule: messenger RNA, 8001 nt
Organism: Rhizoctonia solani
Lineage: Eukaryota; Fungi; Basidiomycota; Agaricomycetes; Cantharellales; Ceratobasidiaceae
Product: alkaline phosphatase
Exons: 43
Coding region: 1-8001 (2666 amino acids)
Biological process (GO): mRNA processing; mRNA export from nucleus
Cellular component (GO): THO complex part of transcription export complex
Molecular function (GO): mRNA binding
Source: RefSeq, a predicted model, not a curated record
AUGGCUCAUAACGAUGUUGUGACGCAAGUCACGGGAUACGCUCGUCAAUGGGAGACUGGUGGCAAGGCAUCAUGCUUGAAAUACCUUGCUCCCCAUGUAGCGAGUAUACUCUCAGAUGCAGAGUCGGUUCGCAUCUUGAGCGCCGCGUUUUUUGUCCUUGUCUCAUACGUUACGAUCUCCGCUUCGCGCCAACCCAAAGACUCUGUGAUCACACCGGAUGGGUUGAAUGAUUUUUGUCUGGAGCUUAUUCGUACUUGCCCCCCGCAGACCCCUGGCAGUCACAAGGCACCGGUUGCAGGCUCAACGAUCUCGCCACAGGCAGCUAGGUUAUCGGAAAUCAUUGUCGAUGUCUUCUGGAUGCUCGACUCAGAGCUCGAAGACGCAUCAGUUGAGGAGGCCCGUGCGUCUGCCCCAGGCUCUGAAAUUCCCUCGGCACUUCAAACACGAGCCUCAGCAGCAAAUACCCAGAGAACAGAGGAUCGUCAAAGGAUGGUCGAAUUGAUCAGGCGUUUGUUGACUGGCGUUCUCGACGCUGACCACUGCCGGGAGCGUCUGGAGUCCGUGCUGGUCACAGCAAUCAAAGCGCUGUUCCGUCAGUCAUCCACAAUAAAGCAACGUGAAGCCAAGCUUCGUACUGCGACAUUGUACGCCCCACUCGCUUCAACAACACCGUUCAAUUGCUUACCAUUAACUUCCGCUCGGGUGCGAUUCUUCCCUGGGUAUUCGAAGCUCGUAGCCGAGUUGUAUCAAUCCGUUGGCCCCUCUCAUGAUGUGUCGACCGGAGAGCCAGCAGAGACAAAGGCCCGACUGGUCCAACGAGCUCAAGAAACUUGGGCCCGUAUUGUUGCUUUGAUCGGUUAUUUCGACCUCGACCCAAAUCGCGUGGUAGAUGUGUUUCUUGAUUGUUUCGAGGCACACCUCACCACCCAUUGGGCAUUUUUCCUCGAGUUAUUGCGCUGUUCGCCGUGGAGUCGCGCGAAGCCUCAUGAGUUGCUUGGAUCAGAGGAUGUGGGCAGCAAUGUCAUGGAGCAUGAUACAGAGCCCAAUUGGGAAGGGCUCAAUCUGGACGAAGUUUUGGAAAAAGCUGAAGGGGAACCCAAGACUAUUAGCGACCCUGGUACCCCUCAAGGGAGCCAAUGCGGCCAGCUUCUGGGAUUUAAAUUUGCUUAUUAUCAGUCUUCAGCAGUGAUAGAACAAGCUCCACCGAAGCUAUACAUGUUGGCUGCCUUGCUAAUACGCGAGGGGUUUAUUGAAAUUGACGACCUUUACCUACAUCUGGAACCCACGGACGAAGGCAUGUCGGAAUUCGAGGACAGGUGGAAUACGUCCAAACCGGUAGUCGCCACGCUGCGUAGUAAUGCAUUGGCCAUGGCCGCACCCCUCCCAGAAGAUGGUCGUGGAUACCGUACACAAGGUUCUACUUCGACUCAAACCAAGGCAGUAACAACCGAUUCAACACAAUCGAAAAUACCAGCCAACCAAAAAGCUCGGCUUGUUCAUGCUCUUUUUUGUGUCGGAGCUUUGCGACAAGGCUUGUCUAUUCUCUCCAAAUUCCCUUGGCUUACAUCCGCCCACUCUGAUAUCGCCGACGCACUCCUACGUCUAUUGGAUGUAUCCUUUGAGCCACUUUACGCACCCAUCUCUUUGGCGCAGCGCUCUCCUCGCUAUGCGGCUAGCAAUGCUACCGCGCGAGGCAAGUGGACAAACGCCAAGGCCAUAGUCCCGAUUACUCGAACUCAGCAACUCACCCUCGCCGUGCCCGUUCCACCACCGACUUUCAACAGUUUCUUCACUUUCUUUUAUCCCAGAUGGCAUGAAUGGGCCCAGCUCGAUGCUAGUGUUGACCCGGAGACCAAACUUGCCGACCCUGAUGUUUUGAAGGAUUGGGUCGAUAUCACCCGACUCUUUCUCCUCCCAUCUUUAUCUAUGCAGCGUUCCAAUUCUAUCUUCGCCACCGAGAUAUGGAGCCUUCUAUGUCACGCUGAUCCAACAAUGCGCUGGGGAGUAUAUGGCGAGUGGCAAUCUGGGAACGUAUUCGCGCCACGGAUAUCUCCAUAUGCGGACGACGAGUACGAUCCUGAUUAUGAAACUCCUGAGGAAAAGCAAGAGCGAGAGGCAAGGGACGCGCAUGCUCGGGCGUUGGAGACCAAGGAUUCGGCGAUAAGGGACUUACUGAAGGAGCGCCGCGCGGAGGUUGCUCGUGAUACGCGUGAUCUUAUGCGCCGGAUUACGGACAAGAAUCCUACGAUGUUUGCCAGACUGCUUGCAAAACUCUCUCAUUCAAAUCCCACCAUCACUUUCCCUGCGAUUAUGAAGCAGCUUAUGGCGUACGAUAAUUUUGCAAAGGCUGUAGUUGGGACUUCCAAGUACCUGACCGUCAUGGAGUUUGACGUAUUCACGUAUUACCUACUGGAGGCAUUCUCCGAUGAUGAUAGGGGCAAGGUCAAGGAGGAUGGAGAAAAUACUUCCAUGUGGCUGCAAAGCCUUGCUGCUUUCGCGGGCCAACUCUGUAGACGACACCCGGCUUUCGAUUCCGCCCAUAUUCUCAACUACAUGUCUCACCAGCUCCACAAUAACCGCUAUGACGAUUUGGUCAUCCUACGCAACCUCAUCAAUAAGAUGACCAAUAUCGAUGCGUCGAUGGACGCCUUGCCCGACCGGUUGCUUGUUGCUCUUCGAGGAGGUCCAUUGCUUCAAGUGGAGAUGCUGGCCCCAGAAACGCGUGGAGCCGAGGGUCUGACACCAAUGGGCCAACGAUCGACCGCAAGGCUGCUCGAUAGCCUACGUCGCACGAAACUAUUCGGGCCUAUGAUUGUUUUAUUAGCCAAGUUGAGGCAGACAUCAGCGUUCGCCAACACAGAACGUGCCAAAUACCCGAAGACUUUGGGGCUAAUACUAGACGAGUGCCAAGCUGUGUUGUUCCAAUAUCUUGAACUCUUGUGGAAGAAUACGUCUCAUGACGAGUGGGCUGCUGUCACACCCAGUAUUACGGAUUUGGUGGAGAAAUACGGGGUCGAAUUUUCCAUCGCAAUGCAUAUUUUGCGGCCAAAACUACGUGAGGCUAUCCUGCGAGCCUCGGAAACCAAAGGAGAGCCAGUUGACGCCGAGUCCAAGCCAAGCAAGGCCCUCGAAACGGCUGAGGCCGCUGAGCGGAGACUCAAGAGCGAGCUGAAACUUCAAUCAGCCAAGAGGGAACAAGCGACUCCUACUCCUGAUUCUGUUGGUGCUGAGCCUACUCCAGAACCUCCUUCUGAGCCCAACUCCACGUCUCCUUGGCACCCUAUUCUCGUACCAGUGAUAAAGGAGGUGUCGGCCUUACUCCCUGAGAGAGUUCUCGAGACCAUCGGCGCACCAUUCUUCGUCACGUUUUGGCAGCUAAGCAUGUAUGAACUGGCAGUACCUGACGCGAGCUACACAAGCGUGGUUACUCGACUCUCAAACAAAAUAAGAGAGCCGAUUCCCCCUCAAUCGCGCGAUGCACGAUUCUUGGAGGAGCGACGAAAGCGCAUGCAACAGCAAGUCGAGCUGCUUCCUCAAGAAAUGAAACGACAGAUGACGGCAAAGAGUUUGACGGCAACCAGGCUACGGCGAGAGAAGAAUUUUUGGUUCCCUCUCUACCCGAACCAGAACGAUGUAGCCUCAGACUUUGUGCAUUAUUGUAUCCACCCACGCGCUGUUCUUACUCCCUUGGACGCCGAUUUUUGUUCUCACUUCUUGAAGCUUUUGGCCGGGAUGAAUCUUACAACGGCGAAUUGCUUGAAGUUUUAUGAUUUGGUUUUCUCUGGUCACAUAUCGAGCCUUAUUUUCACUUGUACCGAACGAGAAGCCCGAAACUACGGCCGAUUCUUACGUGGCGUACUUGGAGACCUUGGUGCAUGGGCCAAGGACGAAAAAGUUUACAAGUCUGAAAUAGUUGACAAACUCCUUCCAUCCUUUAUGCGUGUCUGGCAGAGAACGGCGGGCACGCCACAGCGUCCAGUCAAACCAUCCGAUAUGACUCAGUGGGAUACUUUCAGAAGGGUUGUUGGAAAAUGGCACACAAGGUUGUAUAAGUCUUGCGUUGAAUGUCUCGAAUCGGGCGAGGCUAUGCAUAUCCGAAAUGCAAUCAUUGUCCUAACGGAGGUUCUCCCAGUAUUCCCACUCAAAGAGAUCUCUCACAAUGCCGGUCCUGCUAUUAUCAAUGGUGUACGUCAGCUCUUGGAGAAGGAAACUCGACCAGAUCUUUUCAAUAUGGCCCAAUCUUAUCAUGGUCAAUUGAACGGUAGAAGAUCCCACUGGGAGCUCGAGGUUCGUGAUGCUGGUUUCCGGGUACAAAACCCCGUCCCUGUCAAGCCUCCCGUCGCACUCGGUGCAAAAUCCACACCAUCGGACUCAUCUACUGGCUCUGCCUUGAAACCUACUUCUUCACAUGCACAGGUUUCUACUGUGAAUGGCACGGAGCAUGAUGCACAAAAAGACGUGGAAAUGACACCAGCACCUCUACCACAACCAGGGGUUUCCCAAGCUCCCACUACAACCGCAGAGCCCACACAGCCAAUCUCCAGUGCCGGGGCAAUUGCUGGAGAGCCGGAAAGCAAAUCGUAUGUUGAUAGUCUUCCUAAACCAAGCAUUGUCAAAGGGCGGGUUCAAAGAGAUAACGGUGUCGCCUCUACACCUCCUCCGUCUUCGCGCGAUACUUCUCAGCUGCAAAAUAACUCCCGAACCAUCGAACCUCCCACUGAGCCACGACGCUCUGCACCCAGUGCUCCCCGGCUCGAUCUCGCCAAACUCAAUGGCUCGGAACCCUCAUUGGCUAAACCACAGCCUGUUCAGGCGCAACUCUCCGCACGUUCUUCCCGGCCACCUACUCCUACUGGGCCUCGCAAACACAACUCAAUUGACUCGCCCAGGUUAGGCAGGAUCUCUAUGCCCGGUCCUAUCGAGCCGAGCUCAACUGCUACUGCUCAAGAAUUGCGCAAAUUCUCGGUGGAGAAGGCAGCAGAAAAGUCAACUGUGGCUCCAACCUCGUCGGACCGCGCACCCAGCCGCAGGUCGACUCCGGAUGGGCGCCGUACCCCCUCUCCCAGGCCCUCGCGCCGCAAUACUAGUGCUGACAGCCGAGUCAGUGAAAGGACGCGAGACAAGGGACGUGAUAGGGAUAGGGACCGCGAUAGGGAUCGACACGAUGAUCGCGAACGUGAAAAGGAUAAGGAUAGGGAGAAGGAUCGCGAUCGCGACCGGCGGCGCUCUCAAACUUAUCACAGUAACAAAACUAGGUCCGAUAGGGACAAGGAUCAUAGAAAGCGCGAUAGCGAAGGCUCCCGUGUCAGAGGUCACGAAGACGACGAUGGGAGCAGCGCAAAGCGACAUAAAAGCGGUAGUGACGAGAAAAGACGCGAAGAACGUGACCGACACCAUAGCGACCGUCGCGAACGAGAGAAAGAGCGAGAAAAGGAUAAACACCGCGGCCGAGAGAAAGACAAGGACAGGGAUCGUGAUCGUGAUCGUGAUCGCGACCGUGACCGCGAACGCAAUCGGUCAGACAAGGACAAAGAUCGCGAGCGGGACCGCGACCCGGGAAAGGAAAAAGAGAAAGAGAAAGAGAAAGAUCGACCUCGGGAACGAGACCGAGAACGCGAUCGCGAAAAGGACCGGGAACGUGAACGAGAUAGGGAUAAUGACCGUAAUCGAGGUAGGAGAGGCCUGCGUGGGGAAGACUCAAUUGACCAGGUGACCGACAACGAAGCAUCAAGUAAACCUAUUGGUGAAGUUCCGAUUGGGCCUAAACAAAUCCAAGCGAACUCAAUAGCCGGCCUUCCAGCGAAACCUGUUGAUUACGACCGCUCUCAUGAAUUGACUCGUGAACCUCAAAGGAAUUCACCGCGAAUGUUCGAGGCCCCGCGCCCAUCUGAUGCGUCUUUCUCUGAGAGCUCUCGCUCCCUCGCUUCACGUCUCAACAACCCCUCGAUCCCACAGAAGCGUGGCCCAGCAGACGACGCCGGACCCCGCGACACUGAUAGGCCAGCCAAAAUGCAACGCCCCAGAGGACCUGGGGGCUAUGGAAGCGGUACCUUUGGAGCUGCACUUCAGGAUACCAAGGAUGCGUAUAAAUAUGAACUAGGCAACGCAGUAAUGUAUUCCAUCAGAUCACACCCAACGGGUGCACAAUAUGCGACCGUUCACAUUAACCUUACUUUCCUAUCUCUCUUUGCAGUCAAUGCCCAUCCUCUCUUAGACGCAAACCUUGGCUAUAAGAGCCCGUUCGUUGGGCAUCCUCAGUUCGACAUCGACACACCAGCUUUACAUGAAAGGCACCAAUUUUCUGCGCGACAGAACACACAGUCCGCGCCUUUUGUCGACGAUUCAUAUCCAACUUUCUACGGAGCAGAUUUUAGCAACGCACCUCUCAUUUGGAAUGGUGGCAUUACGUUUUCCCACAAUGUUGCAAGUGGUGAUCCUCUUGAUACCUCUGUACUCCUGUGGACAAGAGCAUAUCCACAAGGGACUGGACCAGACCAAUCUGUCCCAGUUUGCGUACGAUACCAAGUUUACGAUAAUGAGCAGCUCAAGGGGCAAGUGGUGACUAAAGGAUCGGCGUUUACAAGUUGGGACGUCGACUUUACUGUCAAAGUCGAAGCUCGCAACUUGAGGCCUGACACUUGGUACUGGUACAUCUUCAAUGACUGCACAGAUCCUGGCGUUGUAUCACCCGUUGGGCGCACAAGGACGAUAGCAAGCGCGAAUACUCCCGCCCAAAAAGUGAAUGGCGGAAAGCCGCUUACUCUUGGAGUGUUCUCAUGCUCCAACUAUCCAUUUGGCUUUUUCAAUGCCUACGGCUAUGCAGCCAAGUCUACUGACGCAGACAUCAUGGUACAUCUUGGCGACUAUAUAUACGAGUAUGAAGAAGGCCAUUAUGGUAAUGGAGCACCUCUCAACAGGACUGUGUCCGAUCGUGAGCUUGCUACGCUCUCCGACUAUAGGGCCAGGCUCGCUCUAUAUCGAACCGAUGAAUCACUCGCAUAUAAUCAUCAACAAUUCCCUUGGAUACAAGUAUGGGAUGACCAUGAAGUGGCCGAUAAUUCUUGGAAGGCAGGAACCGCUGAUUCCAACGACACUGUAUCAGGAUGCAAGUACUCGCCCUCUGGGACACCCAGGCUCUAUUUUAGGUGCUUCUCAGACCGCAAGCUCUCUGCGGUGCGGGCCUAUCAUGAAUGGAUUCCCAUUCGACAAGUUGCCUUGGACGAUAAACUUCGAAUCUGGCGGAACUUCCAAUUGGGAAGCUAUUGGUGUGACCUGACUAUGCUCGAUACUCGCAAUUACGAUCGUGAUGUUACAGAUGUAUAUUACAACACCCAGUAUGUGGAUUCUAUCCACAAAGGAGAGAAUAGAUCUAUUAUGGGGCUAAAACAAGAGAAAUGGUUGGAGCAGCAACUUCUAAACUCGAAGAGCCGUGGUGCAGUGUGGCGCAUCAUUGGGCAACAAGUGGUUUUCACUCAACUCAAUUUACUCGGUACGAUUGGCCUUGAUUCCUGGGAUGGCUACACCGCCAAUCGCAAGCGGAUCUUGGACUUACUUUAUAAACGCAAGAUUGAUAACACUGUUAUCCUCAGCGGCGAUAGUCAUGCAAACUGGGUCAGCGACCUCGCAUACCCAAAUGAUACGACUACAUACAACCCUGCGACUGGUCAAGGGGCUAUCGGUGUCGAGUUCGCUGGCACCGCUGUUUCCUCACCAUCACCACUUGGGGCGGGAGUAUCUCCGCUAGUAGCUGACGGAGUCAGCAAGCAACUCGUUGCCUCUAAUCCCGACCUGCAUUGGAGCGAGGGCUCAUGGCGCGGCUUCUUUACUCUCAGCCUUGCUCCCAAAAAUCUGACUGCGAAAUUCUACGCUAUGAGAAACCUCAAUACUACAAAUACGGAGGCAUUCGUGAGCGCCGAGUUCCACGUUACUGCUGGUGCCAACAAGCUUAGUCGUCCUGUAGCCGGUGGCAAAGUUGCAGCUGGCGCUCUCAAAGGCAACUAA